Messenger RNA from Scomber scombrus (Atlantic mackerel), 926 nucleotides. Its product is annotated as E3 ubiquitin-protein ligase RNF19A-like. The record is from RefSeq and is a predicted model, not a curated record. The transcript has 5 exons. Lineage: Eukaryota; Metazoa; Chordata; Actinopteri; Scombriformes; Scombridae. Bases 89 to 913 code for a protein of 274 amino acids.
UGUCGUGCUUCCGGUCGAGCUAGACACUAAAGGGACAAUCCUUAUAAAACUAUAGAGAGAAAAAGCUGCGCCACUAAGGAACAUCAUAAUGAGCAUUCAAGAACAGGAACAGCUGCAGAAGAGAUACGAUCCACUAGAUACGACUCUGACGUUUGUUAACAGGGGGGAUGACUUGGACCCACUGGGUUCAGAUGAUGAAGACGACUGUCUCAGAGCUGAGAUGUCCUGCGGUCACGCUGUCACUCCUGAGUCUCUGACCCGAUGGUGUCGCAGCCAGCUGGAUCAGGGCAUUUACAAAUUCAAAUGCCCUGCAGUGGUAGAGGGGACCAAACUGUGCAAUGAACUGUGGUCAUACCGAGAAGUGCGCAGACUGGCUGAUUUGUCUGUUGAGGAAAUGCAGUACUUUGAGGAGACCAUGGCCCGCCUGGCUGCUGCAGAAUACUGUGAAUUCAAGCCGUGCCCAUGUUGCAAAACAACAGUGGAAAGGAAAGCUCUCUCCAACCUGUGUGUGACCUGCUCCAUCUGCACAGCGGAUCAGAAGAAGACCUACCAAUUCUGCUGGCAGUGUCAGAGGCAAUGGAAAGGUCCGGGCCCUCGUUCUGAUUGCUGCGACAAUGACGGCUGCAUCAAUAAGGACCUGCAACUUCUGCAGACAUGUAAGACCAUCAGUCUGCCAGAGGUGGAGGGGGUCACUGACUGCCCCUCUAUCCGAGCCUGUCCCACAUGCGGCAUGAAGGUGGAACAUAGCAGGCAAUACUGCAAAAAUAUAAACUGCCCUCGCUGCCAUCUGGAGUUCUGUUUCGUGUGCCUGAAACUGAAGCGUAUAUGUGGCCCCACCAGCUCACCAUACAAAAUCUGUCCUGGUGGAGUGGCUCCUAGACAGACCUCGAUCCCUGUAUGGCAGAGGAAAUGAAAAAAAAGAAGCU